Molecule: messenger RNA, 2478 nt
Organism: Sordaria macrospora k-hell
Lineage: Eukaryota; Fungi; Ascomycota; Sordariomycetes; Sordariales; Sordariaceae
Source: RefSeq, a predicted model, not a curated record
AUGGGUAGCAGCGGCAAGGGCUCUCCCGAGACUCUUUCAUCAAAGACAUUCGGGUCACCAAUAGCAUCAACAACGGUGACUUUCACAUCGACCACUCUCGAGGAGAGAAAUGAGAGAAACGACCGGAUUGCUGCCCUGAGGCGGGACUCAGGGUCAUCGUCCUCCAAGGGGUCAGCACAUGGCCUUUCGAGCAUCGAUUCGAGACUCGGCCUCCCGAUUUCAACAAAGCUCCUAGCACCAACAGAAGAAAUUCCUGAUACACCAAGUUCGACGAUUGUCGAGUUCGGUGAUACGGACAGGAACCAUCUGCCGUCGGCCGCGGAAUUGGCCGACAAUGUCUUCCGCACUGCGUACCGCGUCCGCAAAAGCCGGUCACAGUCCCGGACACGACCUGAGCAUGGGAGAAUUGGUGAUCUCAAACAAGAGCGCAGCGCGAGUGCCCAAGCUAACCGAGCCGCGACCCCGACAGGCUCAACAAGAGAGAGGUCCGAUUCAGGCAACAAAACAAAGAGCCCUGGAUUAAGGGACCUCCCAACCGACAGAAGUCCGGCUGCCGAAAGGGAGCUGGCCCAAAACAGAGUCAACAUGUACCUCACACAGCAUCAACAACAAAAUCAGGAGCAGAUCAUCCAGACUCCCAUUCAGCAACAGCCAUCAGGUCCUGAUAAGGAACUUCUGUUGGAGAACCGCGGCCUGUACCAGCGAGUGGCUGCACUCCAGCGGACCGAGCGGGAUCUGCUGGCGGAGAACCAAGAGUUGCUGCGCCAGUUCAACCAGCUAAAACAGCAUCACGACGUGCGCCGCAAGCAAUGGAGGGAUCAGCUGCGACAAAGGGAGAGGGAAUAUGAAGCUCGCAUUCAUGAGCUGGAGGAUCACAUGUUGCAGCUUGCUAUCGCCAACCCAACGAGAGUGGCACCUAUUCAGACUGACAAGGACAUCAUCCACUGGUUUGCUGAGCAAGAACAUGCCCGACGAGUCUGGUCACAAGAUUAUGCCCACCGCGACGCUAACCGUCUUUGCGAAGGCCUUCACCCAGUCCAGCUGGCCGAGCUGUGCGAAGGCGUCAAGGAGUUUGUGAAGCUCAACGAGGACAAGACACUUCCCGAAGAGCUUCCUACCAACAGCAGCGAGACGACCCAGCUCCUUCUCCAAGGCAUGCUUGCGGACUUCAUCUCUACCGAGAUCCUAGCUUCUCCGUUCUGGGUGUUUACCGCAAUCUCAGCUGGAACGCUCGAGAGCCCCAGCGUUCCUCAUCCCGGCACGGGACCCAUUGCGACCAGUUUCCGCAUGGAUUUGAGUCUGUUCAAUGGCAUUGCUCCCAUGCGACCCAUCUACGCCCCUACUCCGGGUAGCCCGCACUUCCCGCCCCCUUUGAUCACAGCCAUGUUACCUCCAGCACUCGGAAACGCGGCGUCAGGCCUGGGUUUGCCCACUAAGACCGAGACGGAGAAUCUCUACCACAUGCUUCUGAGUGCCCAAAAGCAAUAUGCGGAUGUGACCGUUCACGAUUGGCGAGCGCAGCUUAUGAGGCUCCUCGCCGAGAGCGGCAUGAGCAUGAAGGACCCAUUGGAUGCGGCCAAGAACGAGUCCAGACGCAUCCUGAUCGAGUCGAGACUCAACUACGCCCGCAAGCUGAAGGAGAAGUUCCUCGGCGGUCCAGCCAGGUUCCUCCUUGGCGACUUAGACGCCGCUGGCAUCGAAAAGCUCGAACGCAGACUUCAAGAUCUGAUUGACGAAACUCUCCGUUUCUCCUGCCGAAUCUGGUCGCGUCCCACUCCCGUCCGCCUUCACGACCUCGGAGAUCUCAAGGACCAAAAGUUCAGCGCUACCCACCCUUACAUGCGUCUUUGCCAUGUCCAGGCCCCGCGCGGCAUGGAGGAGGUGCAGCAGAAGAAGAACGACUCCAGCGAGCGCGAAAAGUCUCCUCCUGGUUACCACGACGGCCGCCCGGUGAUCAUGGUCCUCUCCCCCGCCAUCGAAUCCAUCGUCGACAGCAGCAAGGACAACAAGAAAGCCGCACCGCCUGCCAUGGACGAGACUCCGCGCGUCUGGGUCCGCGCUCGCGUGCUCGUUUCCUCGCCUGCCCGCGCUGCGGCGAUGAAGUCACUUGGUCCUAUCAAGAUUGCUUCGCCUCCGCAACCAGUGCGCCACAAUUCCGCUCCUACCACGGCCACAACACUGGAUAAGUCCGGCUCUGGCUCGCCAGCGGGGGUGGGCACAUUGCCGGCGACGCAGUUCGGGAGGAUGCACUCAUCACCGCCUCACUCGUCUUCUUCUAGCUUGUCAACGGUGGACACAGGCAACGAAUCGUUCACGCCUGCGGGGUCAGUGAAAACGACACCGAAACAAGUGUCGAUGCCGUUUGCCAGUCAGCAGGUCGUGUCACCAUUUUUGCGGCAAAGUGUGUCGCCGAGCAAGAUGUUUGGAGCGAACGGGAAUCAGGACAUGAUGGGGGGUAUGGAUUUGCCUAUUGCUUGA